Molecule: messenger RNA, 1989 nt
Organism: Leptopilina heterotoma
Lineage: Eukaryota; Metazoa; Arthropoda; Insecta; Hymenoptera; Figitidae
Exons: 3
Coding region: 715-1326 (203 amino acids)
Source: RefSeq, a predicted model, not a curated record
AUAGAAAAUAAUAUUUAACGCGUCAAUUUAAUUUGCAGAUUAGAGCUCAUGAUAAAACAACAAACUUCCAUGUACUUGAAAAAGUUACUUGCUUCGAAGAUUUGCGUUUGGCAAUGAUAACUAUUUCUUCUUUAAACUUGUGUAAAAAAUCCUGGCACGGCUUUUGCAAAAAUGGUUUUUUCGUACGCAAAGCCCACUCAUGCAGUGAGGUUUGUAAAGAUUGUGGUAUUAAAAUGCAAAAAGAAAAGAAAAAUGAGCAACGUAGGAAAAUUCGACUGGAAAAAAAGAUGAAUAGAAAAAAAAAGUUGUGCGUAAUAUUAAAAAUAAAUAUAGUCGCUGUUUAAAAAAGCUAAAAAUAUUUACUACUUAAAUAGAUAGUUCUUAUUUGAAAACGAAAUGCAUAACCUUUAUUUUUAUUUUAGAUUCAGUCCCUUGAGGAGCAUAUAGAAGAUUUAAUGGAACGCUGUUCAAAGCAAAAUGAAGAAACAAUAACUAUUGCAAUUAAAGAUUUACCUCUGCAAAUGCAGGAGGUUGUGAGGCAUAUACAUACGUAUGGGAAAGAAAAAGAUAAAAGGGGAAUGAGAUAUAGCAAAAAGUGGGUUUUUGGAAUGCCUUUUGUUAAGUAUAAAAAGUAGGAAAGCGUAUCUUCAUUUGCGGAGUCAUAACAUUCUUCCUUUACCGACAUUAAGUACCUUAAGGAAAUAUUUAAAAAAUAUGAAACCACAAUAUGGGUUUGAUCCAAUGGUUUUCAAAAUGCUAAAGAAAAAAGGCGAGGCUAUGAAGCCGGAAGAUAGAAGAGGGGUUUUAGUUUUAGACGAGAUGUCUAUAAGUGAAGGGGUGAAUUUUGACACAGAAAAGUUGUCGGUAAUGGGGUUUACCGAUUUAGGAGAUUACACCCCUGAUCAUCAAAAAACAGAGCGUGCUGAUCACGCACUUAUUUUAAUAUUCCAACCUUUUCGGGGCAAGUGGGUGCAAAAUAUUGCAGCAUUCUUAAGCAAAGGUGCUGCAAAUGGCGAAGUACUAAGUCAUCUCGUUACCGAAUGCAUUUGUUUAUUAGAAAAUGUGGGUUUCAACGUAGACGUAGUAACAGCUGACGGUGGUCAAUGGAACAGGGGAAUGUGGAAACGCUUUGGUUUGAAAGACUUAGAUGCUAGUUGUGUUCACCCUUGCUCAAACGAUAACGAAAUAACUACUACCAACUCGCGACGUCUGUGGUUCUGCAGCGAUUUUUCGCAUCUUAUAAAAAAUUUUAGAAAUUUUAUUAUGUCUAAAGAAGCAAUAAUGGUAGUAUCGUAUCAUUAUUUUUAUUGUAGAAUGCAUGUAUAAUGUUAUGUUGUUUUUCAGACUCCAGAUGGUGUAAUAAAAAAAAUCAUUUUCGGGCCGUAAUUCGAUGUGAUGGAGGGGCAAAAAGUUUAGGAUUGAAAAUUGCUCAUAAAUUGACUCCGGAUCAUAUUGAUCCUAAAUUUUUUCAGAAAAUGCAUGUCAACAAAGCUUUUGAUGUAUGUUAUAAUUUUAAAUUUCGUAUAUUAAGUCACAAAUUCUGAAAUUGCAAGUUACAAAAAUUAAUUUUUAAUGAUUUGAGGAAUUGUAAUACUAAAAUUUCUUUUGACUGCAAUGAAACAAAAAUUAUAUUUUUAGGUCUUUUCUACAAACGUAACUACGGCUAUGGACAUUUAUAGGAAAAACGGAGAAAAAGAUUUGCAGGAUUCUGAACCGACCAUACGAUUUCUGGAUCGCAUUGGAGCUCUUAUAGUUGCAAUGACAUCAAGAAGCUCAUUAAACGCAUUGAAGAGCAACAAUACAUUUUAUCAUGAAAUCGUCAACUGCCGAGAAUACAUCGAGAAGUGGAAAAAGUUAUCAAACGAAAAUAAUUUUGUUUUUUUAUCGGAUAAUACUUACACAGGAUUUAUAGUAACCUUAACCCCUUGACUGUGGAUGACGUGUAUACACGUCAUGAAAAAAACUGGCCCAAACAGUGGAUGACGUGUA